AUUUAACAUAAGACAAAUAUCAGUGGAAGGAUGAGAGCAUAGUAAAUCUCCCAUAGAGUAAAGUGUAUAUAAGACGAUGUGAGAUGAUAAAGCCUACCAGUUUUUAAUGGGUGUUACAGAAAGCAGUGUUGUUUUCAAUUAACUUGCUUCUGCAUCGUACAGAAACAAAGAUGGGUUUACGAGAGCCUGAUUCUGGGACACCUAUGCUAAUGCGGAUGCCCUCUAGGUCCACACAGCAAAUGCAUCAGUAUUUGGCUGCAACUUCAGUGUCAAUGGGAGCUUUUUGUGCCGGAACUGUACUCUCAUGGACCUCACCUGCACUACCUCACAUUCUGUCAACGGUCAUCAACACCACCAACUUGAGCACGGAAGCAGAUCUGGAACAUCCACAUGGAAAACCUGGGUUUACUAUCACACCUAGUCAAGGAGCUCUAGUAGGUUCCAUGCUUACUAUUGGAGCUUUGAUUUGUGCGGUGCCCAUUGGAUACUUAGCUGACAAGAUUGGGAGAAAGGCGACCAUAUUGGGACUGGCAACGUCCUUCUUGAUUAACUGGGUGUUGAUAUGUCUAGCUACUGAUUUUAAGAUGCUACUGGCUGCCAGGUUUUUUGCAGGGGUUGGACUAGGAGGUAUAUGCGUCGUAGCUCCAAUGUACAUAGGAGAAAUAUCCGAAAGUAGCAACAGAGGAAAGUUUGGGUCAUUCUUUCAAUUGUUUCUCUCUUGUGGAAUUCUAUUUACAUGCAUAGUAGGUUACGUCACAGACUGGUUUGGUCUGACAUUUGUCCUUGGCACAACACCUAUAGUAUUCCUAGCAACAUUUUUUUUCAUGCCAGAGACACCAACAUUCUUGGUGAGAAGAAACAGGAUGAUGAGAGCAGAAGCAAACCUACGUAGAUUAAGAGGCAAGGACUGUGACGUUUCUAUUGAGCUAAAAAUGAUAGAGGAAGAAAUUUUCGAGUCCAACAACUCAUCUGUCGGCAUCAAAGACAUACUUUCUAACAGGUCCAACAUUAAAGCUUUGAUAGCAGUAGUUGGAGUACUAGCUUUUCAACAACUAUGUGGCAUAAACGCAAUGGUGUUUUAUACUGUAAACAUAUUCAAAGCAGCUGGUACAAGUACAUCACCAUUUCUGCUUGCUAUAGUGAUAACAUUAGUACAAGUGAUUGUCUCGUACAUAUCGAUUUUUGUCAUAGAAAAAGCAAACAGAAAGUUCUAUCUCAUGAGUUCGUCGUCAGGAAUGUUGGUAUGCCUAGCAUCCCUUGGGAUGUUCUUCCACUUGAAAUAUCUAAACAUCAACACCUCACAUCUUGCAUUCAUACCUGUAGGAAGCACCAUCCUGUACAUGGUAGCGUUUUCUUUUGGUUAUGGACCAGUUCCUUGGAUGUUGCUAGGAGAGAUGUUUUCUGCUGAAAUCAAAGGCUUAGCUAGUGGCAUAUCUAUAUUAACGAACUGGAUUUUUGCUUUCGUGGUAACGUUCUCUUUUCCAAUAAUGACAGAAAAUCUUGGUAGCCAUGUAACGUUCUAUAUUAUAGCAGGAAUAAUGGGAGUGGCAACAAUUUUUGUACAUUAUUUGGUACCAGAGACGAGAGGAAAAACUUUACAAGAAAUUCAAGAAGUAUUAAGGAAUUGAUUCUAUUGAAUAGCUUCUAAAUGACAAUCUAGAAUCAUGCCUUAGAGCCUAACAGAUACGUCAUAACUUUCUGAGAUAUAAUAUUAUCAUGUACUUGGAUAUAACUACUAUUAUUCAUUUUACUAGUUUAGAUUUUCCUGAGACCGCAGACUGUUUUUAUCAUUCUAUUUUUAAAAAUCCUCUCUACUUUUUUUUGAACAGGUCAAAUCAGUGAGCUGAAAUUUGCAAUUAUAGAAUUGAUGCAUGUGUACGUACUAUGUUUUGUAUUACAAAUGGCAGAUGAACCAUGUCAAGGUGGAACGCCGAGGGGUCGAAGGAACACCUUUUUGAAGCUCCUUGGCAGUACUGGCAAUAGUAGAAUAUUAGGAAUGCUGGGUUAUAUUUGUUCUUAUAUUUUGGUACUGUUGGUUCACCGAAUCAAUAUCUUGAACAGUGGGCAGGUGUACUUAUUUUAUUUUUGGUCAGCCAUAAGGCUCGUAGUAUACAGAGUAUCUGCGAAAGGUUGGGAAAUCUUGAAACUGGAGAUGCUAGAGACCAAAAUAUGUGACUUGACCUAAACAUACCUUGGUUUAGGUCAACUCACAUAUUUUGGUCUGUAGUAUCUCCAGUUUUGAGAUUUCCCAACCUUUCGCAGACACUCUGUAUAUUCCCCUAGCAAGAAUUAAUUCAUUGAUAUGAGCUAAAACACUGUGUUAAGAUUAUUUCUAGCUGUGAUAAGUUCAUAACUUAUUAAAAGUUCCUAUUUAUUUAUGUUGCAUAUUGUAUAUGCAUAUUGUACAUCUAUUGCUUGUUUUUAAUAAAAAAUAAGUUCUGUUGUCUGUGUUUAUUUAAUGAAAUGGACAAGGCAUUAAUCUUUCACAGGUUAUUACAAAUAUAGCUUUUUCAUGUUGAAAAUUAUUGAUGCUUAAAUUCCAAACAAUGGCAAGACGCCGUAAAAAUGGAAACAACAAUCAAAACUCAUAUCCGUGUUUGUACGAACUUCUUGGCUAUGGCUGAAUGAUAUUUAUGCCGAGUAAGCCAAACGACUAAGCUGUAGCAUAUUAAAUUCAAACAACAAGGAUUAGGUCAGUAACACCUCCACUCUAAUCAGUUGCAUGCUUGGUUGCAUAUUUCUAGAAAGUCUGAUCGCCAGUCAGCUAAAGGUGCCGUAUUGAAUAGACUGGUAAACGGAGGGUGUCGUGAUUCAGUUAUCGAAACUAGAAAUGUUUGUAACUUUAUUUCCAAUACAAACAAAUCACAGCUAUUUUUACUCGUAAUGGGAUAACCAAUCUUCAUAAUACACACGUUUGGUCCUUUGAGAAUCCUCACGCAGUGGUCUAGACACACUUCCAACAUCGUUUUUCUUUAAACG
Molecule: messenger RNA, 2979 nt
Organism: Acanthoscelides obtectus
Lineage: Eukaryota; Metazoa; Arthropoda; Insecta; Coleoptera; Chrysomelidae
Source: the annotation of a GenBank genome assembly